AUAAUAAAAUUAAGAUUUGAAGAAGCUGCUGCAUUACAUAAAAAUUUUACUGAUGCUGUUGAUGAACUUAAAUUGAAGAAUCCUAGUUCAGAUGAAGUGACGCAAGAUACCCCCUCUGCCGAAGAGAAAGAGAAUGAUACUAAUAAACCAUCUGAACCUCUUGCGCAGGUUUUUCGCUUAUGGGAUCAAAUCAAUAAAAAUGAUGUUACGGAAAAUCUCCAUACUACACACAUGGACCAAUCUCGUAGAGGUAGAGGUCAGAAUCGUGGCGGAUACUGGCCACGUGGUACUCCGAGGCAUGCACCUUAUCAAAAUCAAGCUCAAGGUCAACGUAGACGAGACUGGGGUGCACGUGAUGACAGAGAUUAUAGAGAACGACGUGGAGAUGAACAUUAUAAUAGAGAUCGUCGUGAUGAAUAUCCUCGUAGGGAUUAUGAUCGUAGACAAGAUUUUCGUGGCCCUAAUCCUUCACCAGCUUUUAAUCGUGAAAGACAACAGAUGG
Molecule: messenger RNA, 502 nt
Organism: Dentiscutata heterogama
Lineage: Eukaryota; Fungi; Glomeromycota; Glomeromycetes; Diversisporales; Gigasporaceae
Source: the annotation of a GenBank genome assembly